AUGGCAGCAAACGCGAAAACCGUCAUCGCGACGGGUGCCUCGUCGGGACUGGGAUUCGAAGCUGUCAAGCAGCUGCUCGAGCAGCCUGAGCCUUACAACUUCAUUCUGGGUGCCCGAGACACCGAGGGAACUCAGGCUGCGUACAAUGCGCUCGGCUUCGACGCUUCUAAGCACUCAGUCCACAUUCUGCCGCUUGAUCUGAAGGACCUGCGUAGUGUGCAGGUAUUUGCUCAGAAGGCGCUCGCCCAGCUGGGUCCGAACAAGGUGGACUAUUUGUUCCUGGCUGCUGGUACCCUUGACGACGCUAAUGGUCCCGGCCCGAACGGUUCGCAAUGGUGCGAUGGAUAUGUCGUUAACCAUCUUGCCCAGCAUUACCUGGUCCACUUGAUCCGUGAGACUUUGAUUGCAUCUCACACACGUCUUAUCUUCGUAUCCUCCGGGUCAAUUCGCAAUGUGCGAGGGCAGGAUCCUAAAACGCUGGAUGUAGAUCUGAAGGCCGGCUCCGGCGCAGGCAUGCAAACAGUGUACAGUGCCUCCAAGUUCGUCCAGCUGCUGGGUGCCCAUUAUUGGCGUCGCCAACUACCAGAGUGCACAGUUGUAGCUGUUUCUCCCGGUCUCAUCCCCAGCACCAAGCUCGCCACAGACAUGGGGCUGAGUAUGAAUAUGCCCGAUGCCAAGACGAUCCCAGAAGGAGCCCAAAACAUUCUCCGCGCAUUUACUCGGAACGACAUCCCAGCCGACCCGGAGCAGAUCUUCUUGACUAGUUGGGGGGAGUGGUGGCCCAAGGAUGUCUAUGCGAUGAGUCUGGACACCAGUCUGCAGAACAGGUGGUGUUUGAGCAGAGAAGAAAUUGAAAAGGCCGAAGGCCUUGCUGGGGACUCAUAA
Penicillium canariense is the source of this 885-nucleotide messenger RNA. RefSeq lists its product as uncharacterized. The transcript has 5 exons. The record is from RefSeq and is a predicted model, not a curated record. Bases 1 to 885 code for a protein of 294 amino acids. Lineage: Eukaryota; Fungi; Ascomycota; Eurotiomycetes; Eurotiales; Aspergillaceae.